Messenger RNA from Melozone crissalis (California towhee), 834 nucleotides. RefSeq names its product methyltransferase 5, N6-adenosine (gene METTL5). The record is from RefSeq and is a predicted model, not a curated record. Gene Ontology annotation, molecular function: nucleic acid binding; rRNA (adenine-N6-)-methyltransferase activity. Bases 28 to 798 code for a protein of 256 amino acids. The transcript is spliced from 8 exons. NCBI's taxonomy places the organism in Eukaryota, Metazoa, Chordata, Aves, Passeriformes, Passerellidae. Gene Ontology annotation, biological process: rRNA methylation.
CUUGUGUCGCGCUGUGGUUCCAGGUGAAUGUUACUCCUCUCCACGACCGCUUUUCCCAGCGCGCCGGCAAAAUUCCAGUUCCUUGUUCUGUCCCUAAGGGCACUCAGGAGCGGGACCACCGAGAAAGCCUGCUCUGCCAGUAAAACCAUAAACAUGAAGAAAUUAAAGCUUAAAGAACUGGAAAGCUGUCUUCAACAAGUUGAUACUUUUGAAAAUCCAAAACUACUCCUUGAACAGUAUCCAACAAGACCUCAUAUUGCAGCAUGUAUGCUUUAUACAAUUCACAAUACUUAUGAUGAUAUUGAAAAUAAAACAAUUGCAGAUUUAGGAUGUGGUUGUGGCAUGCUCAGCAUUGGAAGUGCAAUGUUAGGAGCAGGAUUCUGUGUGGGCCUUGACAUAGAUGCAGAUGCACUAGAAAUAUUUAAUAGCAAUAUUGAAGACUUUGAGCUUUCGAAUGUCAACGUGGUUCAGUGUGACAUCUGUUCUCUAUCUGACAGCAUGUCAGAUACUUUUGACACAGUUAUUAUGAACCCUCCGUUUGGUACCAAGCAUAACAAAGGAAUUGAUAUGAUUUUUCUGAAAACUGCUCUACAAAUGGCAAAAACAGCUGUAUAUUCCCUUCACAAAACUUCAACACGAGAGCACAUUCAAAAGAAAGCAGCAGAAUGGGAAGUGAAGAUGGAAGUCUUAGCAGAACUUAGGUUUGACUUACCAGCAUCAUACAAGUUCCAUAAGAAGAAAUCAGUUGACAUUGAAGUGGAUUUCAUAAGAUUUUCUGCCAAAAAAGUCCUGAACUGAGGCAUGUAUUUAAAAUCUAUUGAAAAUGGAACAAUA